Humulus lupulus (European hop) is the source of this 747-nucleotide messenger RNA. RefSeq lists its product as uncharacterized. The record is from RefSeq and is a predicted model, not a curated record. Lineage: Eukaryota; Viridiplantae; Streptophyta; Magnoliopsida; Rosales; Cannabaceae. The coding region runs from base 1 to 747 and encodes 248 amino acids. The transcript has a single exon.
AUGUUUAAAAAUGUCUGGUCAAUUGCAACAAAAAAAGACAAUCUAUGGGUUAAGUGGGUGCAUAAUGUGUAUAUAAAGAAUGAGGAGUGGUGGAACUACAAGGCUCCGCCCCAUAGCAGCUGGUACUGGAGGAAGUUAGUGAUGCUUAAAGAUCAAGUCAAACAGCUUAUGGAUCCUGGGCAGUUUACACAGAAGACUUAUCAAAUUGCAUCAGGGUACAAAAUGCUUAUUCAGGUGCAGGAAAGGUUCCAGUGGAGCAAAGAAGUCUGGGGCAGAUUUAACAUCCCCAAACAUAGCUUUAUGCUUUGGAUAGUAGUACAGGAUAGACUCAAAACUAGAGACAGACUUCGAAGGUUCAAUAUAUCAGAGGAGUCAUCUUGUAUCCUCUGCAAUGGAGCAGAAGAAUCAGUGGCCCAUCUGUUUUUCGACUGCUCAUUCUCUCAGGACUGCUUACAUCAAGUGAAGACUUGGCUGGGGUUGAAAGCUCAUACAGAGUCAUUGCAGGGACUUCUUAGGUGGAUAGAAAGGUCUAAGAGAAGCAAGUUUCAGAAGAAAGUCUUGGAUGCAUCAGUUGCCUCGCUGGUUUAUCACUUAUGGCAGGCUAGAAACUACAAACUCUGGCAAUCAAGCAUUGUAUCUCCCAAGACGUUAGUUCAGGAAGCAAAAUGGCAAAUUAAAACUAGGAUAACAUGUAUAAUGCCUAAACAUGUAGAUCACGUUGAUAAGACAUGGUUUGAAUUAUUAUAG